AUGGGGAACCCAGACACGGACAAAGAUGUCGAAAACAACAAGGAUCCGGCUGCCAUGAUAGCCACUGCCUCGAUCGAUGAUAUCGAUGCUGAAGCACGGAUUGCCACGGAUGAAGAACAUGGUCAUUCUUUUUGGGAAGCCGUCAGGCUGUACCCCACGGCUGUUGGAUGGUCCAUGUUCUUCUCGCUUGGGGUGAUUAUGUGUGCUUUCGAUCCCCAGUUGCUAGGCCAGCUCUAUGCGACCCCGGCGUUCCAGCGAGACUUUGGCUAUCUCUACGACGGCAACUGGAUCAUCUCGGCUCCUUGGCAGACAGGCCUAAGUAUGGGCAGUCCGAUUGGGCAGGUCGUAGGGGCAUUUUUUGCGGCUUUCCCAAUGGAGUGGUACGGGCGGAAGAAGACGUUUGGCGCAUGUGUCAUCCUCACCACCGGCUGUGUCUUCAUCCAGUUCUUCGCCCGCUCACUUCCAGUCCUCCUGGUGGGAGAGCUGCUGGGUGGCCUUGUCCUAGGGACCUACGCGGUCAUCGCUCCGGCAUACGCGUCGGAGGUGUGCCCUCUGGCGCUCCGCGGUGUCCUCACAUCUUGCACCAACAUCUGUUUCGUCACUGGCCAGUUGAUAGCCAACGGCGUGAUUGCGGGAACCCAUGUACUUGACAGCCACUGGGCUUAUAGUGCGGCUUUCUGUGCGCAAUGGAUCUGGCCCUUGGUCAUCCUCAUCGGCCUACCGUUUGCUCCAGAGAGUCCGUGGUGGCUCCAGCGACGAGGCCGGUUCGAGGAUGCCGAAAAGGCUCUGAAGCGACUCGCUUCAUCGAAUGUCGACGUCAAGCCCACACUCGCCAUGAUCAUCGAGACCGACCGGCUCGAGAGAGAAAUGGAGUCCGGCACGACGUACUGGGACUGCUUCAACAAGAUCAACCGACGGCGCACCGAGAUUGCUAUAGGGGUGUACACGAUCCAAGUGCUCUCGGGAAUCUAUCUAGUUGGCUAUGCCACUUAUUUCUUCACACGCAAGUCCCAGUCCCCAGUCCCGGUCCUGAUUGCCGGGCUACCGACCGACCAAGCAUUCAACAUGGGCGUCGGCUUCCUCGCCGUCGGGUUCGUGGGGACCUGCCUGUCGUGGGUGCUGCUGAUUUACUUUGGUCGACGAACAAUCUACAAUUGGGGGCUUGGCUUGUUGGCGGUGCUCCAGAUCCUCAUCGGCAUCCUCGAUUGCGCGCCCAACUAUGACAACCGGCCGGCCAUCUCGUGGGCCCAGAGCGUCUUGAUGCUCGUUUGGAAUUUCUUCUACGAUCUUUCCAUCGGCCCCGUCUGUUUCGUGCUCCUCUGCGAAGUCUCGGCCACCCGGCUCCGCGGCAAGACCAUUGCCCUAGCCACGGCCGUCCAAGCCCUCGCCGGCAUUGUCAUGACCGUGGCCAUUCCCUACAUGAUCAAUGCCGACCAAGCCAACAUGCGCGGAAAGCUGGGCUUCUUCUUUGGGGGUCUGGCCAUCUUGUGUCUUGUCUGGUCUUACUUCCGAGUUCCAGAAUUGUAA
Capronia epimyces CBS 606.96 is the source of this 1527-nucleotide messenger RNA. RefSeq lists its product as uncharacterized. The coding region runs from base 1 to 1527 and encodes 508 amino acids. Gene Ontology annotation, molecular function: carbohydrate:proton symporter activity. The record is from RefSeq and is a predicted model, not a curated record. Gene Ontology annotation, biological process: carbohydrate transport; transmembrane transport. Gene Ontology annotation, cellular component: membrane. Lineage: Eukaryota; Fungi; Ascomycota; Eurotiomycetes; Chaetothyriales; Herpotrichiellaceae. The transcript is spliced from 4 exons.